This is a messenger RNA of Ahaetulla prasina, 3278 nucleotides long. It is a transcript of the gene MTCH1, whose product is annotated as mitochondrial carrier 1. The transcript is spliced from 11 exons. Bases 14 to 1036 code for a protein of 340 amino acids. Gene Ontology annotation, cellular component: mitochondrion; membrane. Lineage: Eukaryota; Metazoa; Chordata; Lepidosauria; Squamata; Colubridae. The record is from RefSeq and is a predicted model, not a curated record. Gene Ontology annotation, biological process: positive regulation of apoptotic process.
GGGAGGGGGGGGAAUGGCUGACAUCCCUGUGAGUCCUGGGAUUACUCCCGCCGGACCCAGAAUGGGACCCGGUCCGGCAGAAGGCGCCGACGCUCUGUUCGUGACCCUGAGCGCUGGUUUCACGGUCCUCAGCCACCCGCUGCUCUACGUGAAGCUUCUGGUGCAGGUUGGGCAUGAGCCUCUACCUCCAACUGUUGGGAGAAAUUUACUGGGGAGGAAAGUAUUUUAUCUUCCUGGAUUUUUUACAUAUGCCAGGCACAUUGUUGAAGUGGAUGGGAAAAUGGGUCUUUUCCGUGGUCUUUCUCCUCGUAUCAUCUCUAGCAUUUUAUCUACCAUAAACCGAGAACAAGUGAAGAAGGCCUUCCCUCUAGAAGAUAUGGAGCAUGUUUCCAAUAAGGAUGAUAUGAAGACAUCUCUCAGGAAAGUGACGAAAGAGACUUGCCAUGAGAUGACGAUGCAAUGUGUAUCCCGAAUUAUUUCUCAUCCACUUCAUGUAAUAUCUAUGCGCUGUAUGGUCCAGUUCGUAGGACGAGAAGUUAAGUACAGCAAUAUAUUUAGUUCAGUCAAGACAAUUUGGAAAGAAGAAGGACUCUUGGGAUUCUUUGUAGGUUUAGUUCCUCAUGUCCUAGGUGAUCUUAUUUUUCUGUGGUGUUGCAAUCUUCUGGCUCAUUUUAUCAACACUUACGCUGUGGAUGACAAUUUCCACCAAGCUUCUGUCAUUCGGAGCUACACUAAAUUUGUGAUGGGGAUUGCCGUGAGCAUGUUGACAUACCCUUUUCUUCUUGUGGGUGAUCUCAUGGCAGUGAACAACUGUGGGUUACUUGCAGGGCUCCCUCCAUAUGCCCCUGUGUUUUCUUCUUGGAUUCAUUGUUGGAGACACCUUAGUGCUCAGGUGAGUAUCAUUCUUUCUCUGAAAUGGAUACUGGCCCAUGUAAAUAAUUCCAUCUUUUUUCUUUCUUUCUUUUUUCUUUUUUUCUUCUUUACUAUUUCUUGCCUUAUUCUGAAUUACAAGCACAUAAAAACAAGCAGCAGAUAAAAUGGCCCUCUCGUUGACUAUGAAAAAGAUUGUCUCCCCUCACCUUUUAUCUUUACAUUUUCUUCCUUUAAUCUUUGAAAGCUCCUUCAGUCUUUUCCCAUUGGAGGGAAUUUACAAUACAUGGGUUCUUUAUAUAUGUUAUAUUAAGUAGAGAUUUCCUAAAGAUGUAUUGCUAAAAGGCACAACUACAAAUCUGGCAAGGAAUGGUAGGGAUCCAGUUUUAAAUUUUGCUUUGUUUCUUAUAAAAAACACUACUUUUUAUUGAAAAGCAAGACUUUUUUAACUUACCUGUGCAUCAAAAUAUUUUCAUAACUUUUUAUAUAUUAUUUGGUUCCUGUUUUCUUUCUCCCCUUAUACUUUUAACGCUUGAGAUUAUUAGUUGCAUUUUUCUAAUUGUAUAGAUCUCUUGCUUUAUUUUAAUCCAAACCAUGCCAUCAUUAUUUGUCUUUAUAUGCAUAUGUUUUAUUUUCUAUAGUGUUAGUAUUGUCAGUUCAAUUGUGUUUUUCAGCAUAUAUUGAGAUGUGCAAACAGGAACAUUCUAUGCCUUUAUUAACUUCUUUUUAAAAAAAUAAAUUUACAACAUCAUCAGAACAUAUUAUCAGAUGACAACUUGAUUCUUGUAGGCUUUGAAUUCUGUGCGUUCUUUUCUCCCUCUCCCACAAUCAUUUGCUUAUACAUAGCCUAAUUAUAUAUUGUGUCUAAAUAGGGGCGUCAGUUUAUGAUUUUUCUGUGUGUUGUGGUAGUGUUCUCCACGCAAUAAGAUCUCAUUCUUCUUUCCUCUCAAAAGUUUAUGCAAACUUCAUUCAUGUGCAGAGGAAAAAAAACCAGAAAUAUUUGAGAAUUAAGGCUGUUCAUUGGAAGGAACAGUGUUUCAUUUUCAUGUCUAGUAAUCUUGGAUAAAUUUUUGCAAGUAAAAAAAAUAUUUUGUGUUGCCUAUAAUAUUUGCAUAAUAAAAUCUUUAGAACAAUAUCACUUUAUUGCUUAAUUUGUAACUAAGUUAAUCAUAUCCAUUUGUAGCCAUUUAUUGAUACAGUAUAUUUGUUCGAAAAACAAAAAAUGAUACUUUUUAAAAUAAACUUUAACAAUGUAUCUCAAUCAGUUUCCAAGGUUUUCUAUUUAUCAGACAUAGCAAGAACUUGAAACUGAUUUUACAUUCAAUAUAAAUCUAAACCCUCCCCCCCCCAAAAAAAGCACUGUGGUACAUUUGAAAAGUCUCUCAUUCUACUGCAGUGGUAGUCAACCUGGUCCCUACCGCCCACUAGUGGGCAUUCCAGCUUUCACGGUGGGCGGUAGGGGUUUCGUCUGAUACUGAAGCACUUUUUUUUUAUUUAAUUGACUUUUUAAAAAAUUUCAUAGCAUUAUUUAAAAACAUUUUCAUUAGGUUUUCAUAAAAUUCCCUGUGACAAUUUAAAUUUCUGAAAAUAUACUAUUUGUAUCGCCUGCGCAUAAGUUUAGUUCACAUUAUGUAAGUAAAGCUAAAUGGCGCUAUAGUCCGACCGCAAAAAAAAGUCUCAUCCCAGAAUAGCUCGUGCAUCUCCCCCUGCAUCACCCAGCUGUAACAGACAAGCAGAACUGGUAGCCGAUGCCCCCCCCAUCCACGAUGCGUGAGAGGCAUGCGCAGACGAUGAUACACGACGCAUUACUGUGGAACCGGUGGGCGGUUAGAAAAUUUUACUAUUAACAGAGAUACAAAAGUGGGUGGUAGGUAUAAAAAGGUUGACUACCCCUGUUCUAGUGGCUCUCUGGCUCUCAUAAAACAAAAAAGCGGUAUAUUUUUAAAAUUGAGUUUCUAUAAAACCUUUUAAAUACCACUGUUCAAAACCGAAGAGUUUUUGAUUCCUUGUCACUGAACCUUGUCCGCUUAAUGUCUUUCUGUCGUGCUGCCUAAAAGGAAAAUAAAGAGCGUCUUAAAAGCUUCUAAAUAGCUAGUGUGGAGAAUUACUUUUCCCUCAUGAAGGCUUUGGGAAGCUUUCAUUUGAAAUCCUACUAGCAAUAGAGAAGAAACAGAUCACUAAAAUGGGUGUGUGUGUGUGUGUGUGUGUGUGUGUGUGUGUAACCAGGGGUUGCUACUGAAUAUAAAAUUGUGUUGCAUGUGAAUUAUGUCUCUAGGCAAUUUCUUUUUUCUGGCUGACAUCAUCCUGUAAUAGCAUUAUAUUUGCUGUCUUCCAUCAAUAUUCAAAAAGUUAUAAUUUUUGUCCAGCCCUCCACAUCAGGGGUCUCCAACCUUAGCAACUUUAAGACU